UAGAACAGGCGACAGUGAGAGGUUAUUGCUUCAACAAUGCUCUUGAUAGAAUAUCAGACAUUUGUUAAAUAUGAAAUUAAACUUCGAACCGAUGAAGAUAUGGAGUCGCCUAUUCCACCAAGAAAUGAAGCAACAGUGGAAUACGGUGUGGAGUAGACCAGUUGGUUACGAAACAGGAAUUUUUGUUUAUAAUCCAAUUGUGAAGAAAAAAGUGCCUUUGAUCCUCAAAAAUCAUAAAACUGCUACCUGGUAUGUUUGCGGUCCCACUGUUUAUGAUUCUGCACACAUUGGACACGCCUGUUCCUACAUCCGAUUCGACAUAAUUCGACGUAUCCUCUCCAGCUUUUUCUUAAUUUCCGUCCUCCCUGUUAUGGGCAUCACGGACAUAGACGAUAAAAUAAUUCUGCACUCCCAGGGAUCCUCAAAAUUUUCUUCCUGGCGCCACCUCUCCAAGCACUACGAGCAAGAAUUUUUUUCAGAAAUGCGUCAACUCAACAUCCUACCUUCUUAUGUUUACUGUCGAGUAACCGACUAUAUUCCAGAGAUAAUAAACUUCAUCUCUACCCUCAUCACCAAGGACUUCGCCUAUAAAUCUACCGACAACUCCAUUUACUUCAACGCCUCAAAAUAUCCAGCUUAUGGAAAACUUCGAAAACCUGAUGAGAAUAUGACUUCAUCCUUGAAGCUCUCACCCUGGGAUUUUGCCCUCUGGAAGGCUGCAAAACCUAAUGAACCCUUUUGGGAUAGCCCUUGGGGUCCAGGAAGACCAGGGUGGCAUAUAGAAUGCAGCACAAUGGCCUCCGUCACUCUAGGAAAUAACAUAGAUAUUCACAGUGGAGGAUUAGAUUUGAUUUUCCCUCAUCACGAAAACGAAGAGGCUCAGUCGUGCUGUCAUCAUGAGACAGGGCAGUGGGUCAAUUACUGGCUGCACUCAGGCCUCCUUCACUUAGAGGACACCAAGAUGUCGAAAAGCCUUCAGAAUACAAUUACGAUUAAAGAAUUGUUGGAAAAGUUCACUGCUAAUCAAUUCAGGUUAUUAUGUCUCUGCACUCACUAUCGAUCGACUAUCGAGUUCUCCCAAGAGACGAUGAGUAAGGCAGUGGCUCUUCUGAAGAAGUUUGAGUAUUUUCAGAGUGAUUGCAGGAAUUAUGUGGCUGGAAGAUUCCCCGUUGCGAACGUGGACUCCUCCACAAUUUAUGGGAAGUUGAGACAGGUUCAAGAAAAUAUUCUGGAGGCAUUGAGGAAUGAUUUCGGGACUCCUCAGGUUGUGGAUGAACUUAGUGAACUCGUCAGGGUGGUGAACAAAGGAUUAAAUAGUCCGAUUCAAGGUAGUGAAUGCUUUGAAGUCAGAGAUGCUCCUUGCAUUGCUGCUGCUGCGAUUUAUGUGGAGCGGGUGCUGAGAGAUCUGGGGAUUUGUAUGGGUGAAGAGAGUUUGCAGGCUGGGGAGAGUGAUGGAAAGUUUCGUAAUGUUGUUGAUGAUUUCGUCAAGUUCAGGACGAUUGUUAGGAAUAAGGCUUUGGAAAUGAGAGUCAAGGAUAAGGAACUAUUGGGUGCUUGUGAUGAUGUGAGGAAGAGUUUGGCGAAUUGUGGUGUCAAAGUGAAGGAUUAUAGGAAUACUGCAACAUGGACGUUUAUAGAAGAGUAAUUAAGAAUGUUAAUUGAAUAAAUAAAGGUUUUACGUAAUUAAUCA
Molecule: messenger RNA, 1690 nt
Organism: Diachasma alloeum
Lineage: Eukaryota; Metazoa; Arthropoda; Insecta; Hymenoptera; Braconidae
Gene: CysRS-m
Product: probable cysteine--tRNA ligase, mitochondrial
Exons: 4
Coding region: 71-1645 (524 amino acids)
Biological process (GO): cysteinyl-tRNA aminoacylation
Cellular component (GO): cytoplasm
Molecular function (GO): cysteine-tRNA ligase activity; ATP binding
Source: RefSeq, a predicted model, not a curated record